AGAGUGCGCCUGCGCGGGGCCGCCGCCGCCGCCAGUGACAGUCAGUGACAGCGAAGAUGGCGCCGCUCCUCCUCCUCCUCCUCCCGGCGCUCUCCUCUGUGGCUCAGGACCUACCGCCCUAUUCUGAAGAAUGCAGAAAAGGCACUUACCCUCCACAUGGCCCAACAUUUAAAGGAAAAAUUCCUUGGUACACAAUAAAUCUUGAUUCUGCACCACAUAAAAGGUGGAACCAGCUGAUCAGUGACAAGAAAGUAGAGGUGACAAAUUUAAUCCAGGCAAUCAAGAAUUUAGCAAACGACUUCUUCCCGAGUGGCAAACUGAUUGAGCUCGUGGACAAACAUCUGGCUCCGCUGGUAGACACACUUCCUUUUCCAUUUAAUGAAGAAAUAAAGGGAAUCGCAGAUGUUUCUGGACUGCCCUUGGGGGAAGUUAUGUUCUUCAAUGUCUUCUAUGAAAUAUUCACAGUGUGUACAUCACUUGUAGCUGAAGAUACAACUGGCAAGUUAUACCACGCUAGAAAUCUGGAUUUUGGAUUGUUUCUUGGUUGGGAUAUAAAAAAACAUAGUUGGGAGAUUCCAGAAUAUCUUCGACCUUUAACAGUUAAUCUAGAUUUCCAGAGGAACAACAAAACCAUAUUUAAAUCCACUAAUUUUGCUGGAUAUGUUGGAAUGUUGACUGGCAUGAGGCCUGGGAUAUUCACACUCACAAUGAAUGAGCGUUUCAACAUUGAUGGAGGAUAUAUUGGUAUCAUUGAAUGGAUCCUGGGUAAAAGAGAUGGCUUCUGGAUGAGUUUUCUUACUCGGUCGGUGCUGGAGAAUGCUACCAGUUACGCACAAGCCAAGGACCAACUCACUAAUACAAAAAUGCUGGCACCAGCGUACUUCAUACUCGGAGGCAACCGGUCAGGGGAAGGCUGUGUUAUCACACGCUCGAGAAAAGCUUGUCUGGAUGUCUGGGAGCUUGAUCUUAAACAUGGCAGCUGGUAUGUACUGGAAACUAACUAUGAUCGUUGGAAGGACCCGCUGUUCCUGGAUAAUCGCAGAACUCCUGCCAUGAAGUGCCUGAACGAAACAACGCAAAAGAAAAUUUCCUUACCAGCCAUUUAUGAUGUUUUGUCAACAAAGCCUGUUCUGAACAAGUUGACCACGUAUACUACGCUGAUGGAAGUGUCGUCAGGCACAUUUGAAGCCUAUCUACGUGACUGUCCAGACCCCUGCAUACCGUGGUAGAACUGACACCUAAUGUAGCAAGGAAUUUCACUGGCCUGUCUCCAAAUAAUAGCCAGUUGAGCUGCAAACUCAUAUUACUGGAAUACCAUGUCACAUUCCUAAUGGCCUUGAAAUACAGAAUGCAAUACAAUACAAAAUUACAUUUAUAUAGCGCUUUUUACAUUGGAAGGACGUCCCAAGGCACUGAUGUAAUAAGACGCACUGGAAGCCUGUUAUAAUGCGGUAUUUGAGGUCUUGUUUGCGUGCACAAAGCAGAAAAUGAUGGGGGUAACCUGAUAUCCAGAAGUUAAACUUUUUUUAAACAGAUGAAGCUGAAAUGGCUGAUGUCUGGAUAAUUGGAUAACUAUCAACAUCACUUCCAGUUGAGUAUUGAACGGUGUAACCGUAAUAUAAAGCUAAUUUGUGCUAUAAUGAAACACAUAAUGGAGCUGCUUUGUAUGUCUGAUCAGAAUCUCUUACACUUUUAAUGUUCUGACAUUCAAACGUGUGAAUUUCAUUGGUUCAGUAUCUAAACUUUUCAAAAUCUUUAACUGAUAUUUUAUCUUUUAAUCUGGUACAAUGCACUUAAGGAUGGUGUCGCCAUUUAAUCUCACCAGUGGAAGUAAUUUGUUUGUAUUUAUAUUGAGGUGUUAAUAACUUUUAUUAACUUUUGAAUUUAAUGUUCUCUUCGUCAUUGGACAAUAAAAUUGCAAAGGGGAGAUAAAGUAGCCCAGCGUAAAAGCACAUUUAAAUCUAAUAUAUUAAUUUGCACAUUGAUUCAUGGGGUGGUUGUUCUAACACAGUGUUCUGCUGUAUGUAUAAUAUUGCUCCUGUUGGUCAAAUCAGACAUUAAACCAAUCCUGAAACCACA
Callorhinchus milii (elephant shark) is the source of this 2079-nucleotide messenger RNA. It is a transcript of the gene asah1b, whose product is annotated as N-acylsphingosine amidohydrolase (acid ceramidase) 1b. NCBI's taxonomy places the organism in Eukaryota, Metazoa, Chordata, Chondrichthyes, Chimaeriformes, Callorhinchidae. Gene Ontology annotation, cellular component: lysosome. The transcript is spliced from 14 exons. The coding region runs from base 57 to 1229 and encodes 390 amino acids. The record is from RefSeq and is a predicted model, not a curated record. Gene Ontology annotation, molecular function: N-acylsphingosine amidohydrolase activity; fatty acid amide hydrolase activity. Gene Ontology annotation, biological process: fatty acid metabolic process.